CUGGGGAUCCGUACUGCGCAAUGAGAACCUUAGCUCUCCCUGCUCUUCGAGGCGGUGUACUCAGACCAUGUCGGCGUCACAACCCUAUCGAACGCUAUUCCUUCCGCCGACUACAGCAUGACUCCGCCCAACCAUCUCACGUCCCCAAGAUGGCUCAAUCCUCAUUCUGGCACUCGAUCGUACCCAAGCCUCUGCGUGAUCGAUUGACGAGACGGUCCGAAACGGGUGGAAAGGUCAAGAAGACAAAUCCUGCAAGCUACUUUAUCUGGAUCUACCUCUUCAUUGGCUCUCAGUCAAUCCGGAUCAUGGGAGUGCAACAGGAUUUUAACACUUUCAUGCGCAAGGCCGACCUCAAGCUGAACCGAUUAAGGGAGGUGGUAGAGAAGUUGCAAAAAGGUGAACCGGUGGACGUUGAAAAGGUGCUUGGAACUGGAGACGAGAUUCAGGAGCGUGAAUGGGAGGAUGCCUUGCGCGAGCUUGAAGAGGAAGACAGGAUAUGGCAGAACAAUAAGAAGAAGUCUAGGGAAGAGAGUGAACGGUUGGCUCGUGAAAAGCAAGACGCAAAUCCCAUCAAUGACUCUGUCGACAGGACUCAAGGACAGCAGACAGUCCCGACAGAGCUCCCUCCUCGUACUCCAGGGUUUUACUGAAGAUCUGCCGACUGAAAAUAGCUUUAGAAUGAUGGCAUUAUUGUCCACUAUUCUUCAGCUCUUCAGCGAACCUCACUACAACGAUGUGCAACAGCAACGUCGAUUCUAAGGCCAGAUUCUCAUCUUUUAGAUGGCCUUCUGCGUCUAUUCAGCAGACACAAAAAGGCACGUCAUCGCGCAGGACAAUGUUCAAUUUGGCGGACUUGAUCCUGGCUGCAAUCUCACCUCUAUCCCAUCCCGUGCUUGUGUCGGCAGCAGCCCGUAUUGCCAUCUGUUUCUGCAGAUUUGUGGGCAAGAACUGAAUGGCCUAUCGACAUCUAAUGUCGGGGGCUCAAGCUCACGAACCAGCUAUAUGGCAACAGGAUGCGGCUGUGCAUAACAGUCUUGAUUGCAAGAGCCACUUCAGCCUCUGGCGGGACAGCGGCCUUUAUGUGAGCGGCUUUUCGUCCUUAAGAUGGGAUUCAGGGAUGUGUCGCUCUCGACACCUCGAUCACAGGUUUCCAUCAACGAGAUCUCUCUACUCAUUUACCUGCUUGGGCAAGUAGGUGUUUUCUUCAGACAAGACAUAGAGCUGGUGAUGGGAGAAGCUUGAUAGUAAGCUUCAAAUUAUAUACCUGUAGUACAUUGACACGAAUCAUACCCUUUUGAUUAUA
Messenger RNA from Exophiala mesophila, 1303 nucleotides. RefSeq lists its product as uncharacterized. NCBI's taxonomy places the organism in Eukaryota, Fungi, Ascomycota, Eurotiomycetes, Chaetothyriales, Herpotrichiellaceae. Bases 21 to 650 code for a protein of 209 amino acids. The record is from RefSeq and is a predicted model, not a curated record. The transcript has a single exon.